Molecule: messenger RNA, 1950 nt
Organism: Carcharodon carcharias (great white shark)
Lineage: Eukaryota; Metazoa; Chordata; Chondrichthyes; Lamniformes; Lamnidae
Product: broad substrate specificity ATP-binding cassette transporter ABCG2-like
Exons: 17
Coding region: 1-1950 (649 amino acids)
Cellular component (GO): plasma membrane
Molecular function (GO): ABC-type transporter activity; ATP binding; ATP hydrolysis activity
Source: RefSeq, a predicted model, not a curated record
AUGAAAAUUGCAGGUUUAUGGGGAAGGAAUGGGGAGAGCGGAACUGAUUGGAUAGUUCUUUUAAAGAUACAGCACAGGCACGGAUCAACAGUCAGCUUCUACAACAUUUGCUACAGUGUGAAGAUCAAGAGCGGUUUACCAUGUCUCCAUAAAACCAACGUGAAGGAGAUCCUAAGUGGUAUCAAUGGCAUCAUGAGACCUGGAAUGAACGCUAUCCUGGGUCCCACAGGAAGUGGAAAAUCUUCGUUACUUGACAUUUUGGCUGCAAGGAAGGAUCCUUCUGGUUUGAAAGGACAAGUGCUUAUUGGCGGUGCACUACAACCUCCUAACUUCAAGUGUAUCUCUGGAUAUGUUGUACAGGAUGAUGUGGUAAUGGGAACGCUGACAGUGAGAGAGAAUUUACAGUUUUCUGCUGCACUGCGUUUACCGAGGAGCAUUCACAACAGGGAGAAGAAUGAAAGGAUUGACCAGGUCAUGAAAGAACUUGGACUGACCAAAGUGGCAGACUCCAAGAUUGGAACCAUGUUUAUUCGGGGAGUGUCUGGUGGAGAAAGAAAGAGGACAAAUAUUGGAAUGGAACUGAUCAUUGACCCAUCAUAUUUGUUCUUGGAUGAACCGACCACCGGUUUGGAUGCUAGCACAGCAUUUGCUGUCCUGUUGCUGCUGCAAAGAUUGUCAAGAAAAGGUAAAACAAUUAUCUUCACAAUCCACCAGCCCAGGUACUCUAUCUUUAGACUGUUUGACAGCUUGACACUUCUGGCCAGUGGCAGACUGGUGUUCCAUGGUCCAGCCUUGGAGGCAUUGGAUUAUUUCUCAGGACUCGGUCACAGCUGCGAGCCAUUCAACAACCCUGCUGACUUUUUCCUCGAUAUUAUCAAUGGAGACUCAACUGCAGUGAGUUCACAUAAAGCUGUAGACUUCGAUCCAGAAUUGGCUCUUGAUGCAUCUGCUUUAAAGAAAGAAACUACCAUAGUAGACAAACUCGCAGAGGAAUACUCCAAAUCCACCUAUUACAGUGAAAUAAUGUCUGAAUUAAAGAAGCUGUCUCAGGGAAAAGAUGAAAAUCCUGUGUCAGAUUCUAGGAGGAUUACGUAUACAACAUCAUUCUUUCACCAACUGAAAUGGGUGACUAAACGAUCCUUCAAAAACCUCCUUCGGAAUCCCCAGGCUUCAAUUGCUCAGAUGCUGGUUGUAAUUUUCUUGGGGCUGAUUGUGGGAGCCAUAUUUUUUGGAGUGCCUGAUGAUUUGGCAGGAAUUCAGAACAGAGCAGGUGCAAUGUUCUUCAUGAUCAACAUUCAGUGUUUCAGUAGCCUAUCUAUUGUUCAGCUGUUCAUCCCAGAAAAGAAGAUUUUCAUACAUGAAUAUAUCAGCGGAUACUACAGAGUAAGUUCAUACUUCAUAGCAAAGUUAUCUGUUGACCUGAUAACCAUGAGAGCAGUACCAGCCAUUGUAUUUGCAAUUACAACCUACUUCCUGAUAGGAUUCAAGUUACAACCUGUUGCCUUUUUCAUCACAAUGCUGACAUUGAUCCAAGCGUCUAUUACAGCUUCAUCUCUGGGACUGGCCAUUGCGACUGGACAGGACAACGUAGCAGUUGCCAACCUUUAUAUUAAUGUUAUAUUUAUUCUCAUGAUUAUCUUUUCAGGCCUCUUGGUGAACCUGCCGAGUGUUGUAAACUGGUUGGCUUGGCUGAAGUAUUUAAGUAUCGCACGAUAUGGUUUCACAGCUCUACUGUUGAACGAAUUUGUAGGUCUGAGUUUUUGCAACAGCUCUGAAUCACAAGUCAUAACUAGCAUGUUACAGUGUACAGGAGAGCAAUACCUUUCCAGACAAGGAAUUGAAAUAUCUGAAUGGGCUUUGUGGCAGAAUCAUGUGGCAUUGGCAUCAAUUAUGCUUAUUUGCUUGACAAUUUCCUACUUGGAACUCAGGUUUAUGAAGAAAAUGUCAUAG